Messenger RNA from Argiope bruennichi, 3076 nucleotides. RefSeq lists its product as uncharacterized. The coding region runs from base 1460 to 2368 and encodes 302 amino acids. The record is from RefSeq and is a predicted model, not a curated record. Lineage: Eukaryota; Metazoa; Arthropoda; Arachnida; Araneae; Araneidae. The transcript has 4 exons.
CGAUUGUAAAGCUUCUGGUUAGAAUAAAAAUCGGGAAUAGGGGAGAAGAAUAGUAAUAGUAAUAGGAGUUGCUUAAAAGGGUUAAAUGAAUGAUGCUAUUUAUAGCACGAAAUUUAAACAAGAAUGAUUCCUCGAACAAAUUUGGAGAAAACGCCUUCACAAGAACAGCUAACAGGCGGUUGGCGUCUCAGGCUACUGCAGGGUUAGCUCUAGGAAUCCACCGAAUUUCCUUCGGGUGGAAUUUUUCUCAGAAGUCCACUUUAUACCAAGCUCCUCUCCUCUUUCUUCUUCCGAAAAAUCUCACCUUUUAUCUUUCUCUCAGACUCCACCUUUCCUGUCCACUCCCUGUUACCCAAUCACCGUUCAGAAGAACCUGAAUCGUCUCUGGUCGCCCGUGGGAAAUGUCCAUUGAUGAUCCACCCUCCACAAUGGGAAAAAUGAAGGACAUCUGGACAUCUGGAGUGUUUGACACUCUCGCCUUUCGAAGACACGAUUUAUUUCCCUGGGAAACGCACGUGUGGUUCCUUAUCUGGAUUAGCACUAAUUGGCCAGACGACCGUACUUAAAAGGAGGGUCUUCCAUUUGGCAAUCUGGAGGCACUUAACACUGUGGGAGUUUCGUUGAUGAAGAAUGGCCCGGAAUGUAAAUUAUCGAGUGUGGGAAAAAGGAAUGUCACAGUGGUCACCCAGGAAGAAGCCGAAUCAUUACACUACACAACAAAGAAAAUAAUAAUAAUCAAAUUUUAAAAUGAAAUAUUUAUUGCAAAAAUUAGGGAAAUCAAGCAUGUAUUGGAUAGCUGUGCAAGUUAGAAAGUUGUGUAAAUUUGAGUACUAAUCAUUUCUUAUUUCAUGCAACUCAUAUAGCUGCAAUAGGUGUUUCAUUAAAAGAAAUGCUUAAUUGAACGUCUCUGAAUAUUAAGUUUAAUGAGUAUUUUUGCACUACUGUUUCGGCAAACAAAACGAUUUUCAAGUUUUUGAAUAGGAUUCAUGGCAUCUUUAAAUGAAGGUGCUUAAAUUAGCACCAGACAAUUUAUCUUCUUCUAAUUCAUCCAUUUUUGAACAAUUCCCUAAACAUUAUAUCGAUAUUAAAAUACACAGACUCCACAAAAGUAAUCAUGAAAAAAACUAUUAAAAUGGCGCAUAACUAUGUCUUUGCAUCUUAUAAAGCAAAUACUUUAUCACGAAGUUAAUGAAAUGCAGUAGUCUCUCUCCACCAGUCCGUCCGCUCUAGUAAUCCAGUGUCAUCUCGAGCAACAAUCCGUAGUGUGGGCGUGGUCUUCAGCUUCGCCUCUAGCAGUUCGCGAACCAUUCGCCACGAAACAAAGACCAACAGUUUUCAGUGAAGACGCGUUCGCGUGUGGUUCGCGAUUUUCUCCUACGAAUCUGCAAGGUCAAAUCUGCACCAAAGACGUAUUUUAUUCCAUGCCUCUUGGUUUUCUUCGAGCGUUUUUGUUCUAAUAAUGGAAUGGACUGAAGAAAAUUUACUAAAACUUAUCGAAAUUUACAAAGAGAAAUCUCUGCUCUGGGACCCGAAACAUAAGGACUAUUAUAAGAAAAAUUUAAAAGAAGACGCCUGGAAUGAAAUAGGCGAAGCAAUGAAGAUCUCAGCUGAGCAAUGUCGGAGAAAGUUGCUAAGUUUGUUGGCUUCUCACCGACGCGAAAGGAAUAAAGUAAAAAGUGCAAUGGGAACAGGAAAAGGAACAGCUAAAAUUUAUGAAAGUCGGUGGUUUGCUUACGAUGCUUUUAAAUUUCUGGAAGACAGAGAUUUGCCAAGGAAAGGAACUACAACGGAGAUGGAUGGCCUCGUCGGAGCUGAAAUUGACAUCGAGGAAGGAGACAGGUUUUCAGAACAUAAUAUGGAACUAGAGGCAACACAGAGGGAAUUAGAGACAGCAUCGCCAUCCUCACCUCUCAGACCAACUAAACGAGCGAGGGUGGAGGAAGAUAAUAGUUCCUCAAUGAUGAAAAUUGCAUUUAACAUCUUAAAAACAGCGGAGAAGAAAUUAAAAACAGAACCAUGUCAAAGAGACGAAAUAGGCUCAUUUUUUGAUUAUGUUAAAGCGAAAGUGCAUAAAUACUCUCCAGAAAUUCAGAUGAAGGUUCAGCAUGCCAUAUUUGAUAUACUUAUAAAAGCUGAUAAGGAAGUGUUGGCUUGGCCUACUCUAAGCUAUCAGCAAUCCUUUGGCGGGCCAAAUUCUUCGGAUGGUGGACUUGCUAUUUCCAAGAUCGUUCCUUCUCAUUUUUCAGAACCACGACAAGAACUAUCUCAACAGGCCAAUCCCUCACAAUCUGAGCCAUCACUGAUGUGUAACAUAAAACAAUCUCCCGGUUCAUCAGAUGAUUCAAGAAAUUUUGAAGAUUUUGUGUGAUGUACUUUUUAUUAAAAAUUUGCUGUUGGUGAUAUUUUUAAUUCCUUAAAUAAGAAUAUAAUUUUUUAAUAAUGUUUUUAAUUUCAUUUAUAAUGAUAACUUCCAUAGCGGAGGGAGAAGCCUUAGUGACCUGGUGGUUAGAUUUCGGCUUCGAAACUGGAGGGUUUCAGGUUCGAGUCCGAUUCAAUCGAAGAAUCGGCGUAUGAGCAGAUCUGGUGCGUGUUAUAUCCGUCGAGACCAAACGUGGAAGUCUGGAGAAGAAGGUUGGUAUCGCAGGUGUCGUCCUCGUCAUCUGACCGCCGUUCAAAAUUACGAAGUCCGCCCCAAGAUAGUCUUAGUAUUGCUUUAAAACGGGAUGUUAAUAUAACUAAACUAAACUAAAUCCCAAGUGGUGGAGGUUUUCUUUUAAACCUAUUUUGUUUCGAAAGUAAUGCCAAUUUAUGGUAACUUUUUUCAAUGAAAAAAAAGAAGAAGAAGAAAGAAUUUUGUUUUUACCAAAGAAAAAAAAUUAUUUCAUGUUUGAAAUGAAAAUACCUACAUAAAAAAAAAAGUAAAACUGUAUAUACGUACACUUUUUUAAAUAAAGGAACUCGUCACUUCUCCUUCCCCAUCUGAGCAAGGCGCGUUUUAAGCUGAAAUGUAUGCACGCAUUCUUCUUAUUUUUAGGGUGCUAUUUAUUAUGAAAGCAUUGAGAUUAUCAGUUUUCAA